AUGGAUGGCGAGUCGGAGGCGGCUGCCAUGGUUGGAAUAAGGUCCCUCCGUUCUGUCUCCCUCACUGGGUUGUCUAUGUUGGUGCUGCUAUCAACUGAUUUUGGUCUCCAGUUCUUUGGUGGUUCUCCGUUCUGGGAUUUCGGUUGUUGGAUCUGGUUUGAGGCCUACGACAGGAUGGACUGGAAAUUCUUGGAAGAAGCCAUGAAAAAGAUGGGGUUUGUGGAUCAAUGGAUAAGUUGGAACUUGGAAUGCAUCAAAUCUGUCAAGUUCUGUGUGAACCUCAAUGGAAAGUUGCUGGACAAGUUUACCCCAUCAAGGGGUAUCAGACGGGGCGACCCCCUCUCACCCUAUCUUUUCCUCUUUGUGGGGGAAAGCCUUUCUGCUCUCCUAAGACAACAAAUCGCCGCUAGGAAUUUCCAAGAGCUGAAAAUCACAAGGAAAAGUCCAGGAAUUUCUCACCUUCUUUUCACAAAUGAUAGCCUGCUAUUCUUUCAAGCUAACCCUGAUCAGGCUACUGUGAUCAAUGAUGUUCUGAGAAACUACGAGAAAGGGACUGGUCAGUUACUUAGCCCUUCUAAAUGUUCUCUUAUGCUGGGUCAACAUUGCCCGGCUGAUGAUGGCAACAGAGUUGCCGAAGUUCUAAAAGUUGAAACCAUGACUAUGGAUGAGAAGUAUCUAGGCCUCCCUAUUCCAUAG
Lolium perenne is the source of this 696-nucleotide messenger RNA. The record is from RefSeq and is a predicted model, not a curated record. Lineage: Eukaryota; Viridiplantae; Streptophyta; Magnoliopsida; Poales; Poaceae.